This is a messenger RNA of Symsagittifera roscoffensis, 2528 nucleotides long. Its product is annotated as sushi domain-containing protein 2-like. The coding region runs from base 765 to 2327 and encodes 520 amino acids. The record is from RefSeq and is a predicted model, not a curated record. NCBI's taxonomy places the organism in Eukaryota, Metazoa, Xenacoelomorpha, Acoela, Convolutidae. The transcript is spliced from 3 exons.
UUAGGAAGGGUCUGGAAAAACGAUUUUGAUUUGUCUAAAACAGUUUGUGAGAAUUUGACCGUUCUUAUGAAAACCAUUAACAAGUAAUUGAAAAAGAAUCCUUCAGAAAAUGAGCCGACGUAAACAAAGCCGACAAUCAAGUGCAGAAAAAGUGCCGAAUUUUUGGCUCAAAACUUUUAACAAUCACACUUAUCACAAUCACAAAAGGCCCAUUCCUAAGCUAACAAGCACAUAUUACCUUUAUUUCUACAAUAAACACGUGGAAAUUCACGUCGUGCGUAUUCUGUGGACAAAGUGGUAAACAAAUUAUCGAUUUUUGAAUGGGGCUAAAUUAUUUCGGGGUUAUCUUGUUACGGGAUUGUAAAGUAGGAGGGUGUAAGCAUAAAGGGUUAAGUUACGUGGAAUUAAAGAGUGGGACACCGAAUGUCAUACAUUCUGAAUUGAUCGAAGAAAAUUGACCAAAGUUGCGGAUUUCAAAGUUGUGAAAGUCGAAGUUACGGUAUCAUCGAGACCAUACUCUACUCUUUUCCAUAAACUCUAUGAAAGUCAGCUAAUUUUUGACCGACAUAAUCGAAAAAGAACAGCGCUCGACGGUUUCGAGCGCGACAUAAUGUGGCACUUCAAAAUGCGUUGGUGAUGAUCACAUGAACUAGAAACGUACUCAAAUGGCUUAGUUUUCAAAGCAAGGGUGUAAGUUCCGAAGCACAUACCUUAUUAGAACCGGAACUGAUGCUUGGUGGGCACACGAGGAAGUUCGAAACGGAAUGACCGGCUGGCAAUACGAUUUGUGCUGCGGAAAUUCCGAUGUGGAAGUGAGUGAAAAACUUGAUUCGAUUGGUUUUUGCAAAAAAGACACAUGUGAGUUCAAAGGCUACCCGUCGCCCGGGUUUUGCAUACGCUCACCUCGACUAGCUUGUUUAGCUACAACUAGAGUUGAUUUAAAUGGAACUAUGGAAAGCCGCGAGGAAUCGAUUAUGGUUUCAAAUCAGUGUUGUUACCAUCGAACUAGCGACGAAUUAAUUGAAAAUUCCAUUUCUGCGGGUAGCAUGCAACGAGAAAGUGGCUCAAUUGACAAUAUGAUCCGACAUUUCACCAGCGACCUGAAACCAUUUUACGAGUGUUGUAAGCGAACACUUCCAGGUGAACCUUUUUGCGGCUUUUACAAAAAGCAUCGCCCGACUAUCAUUGGCAAGUACUGGCCUCGCAACAUCCUCAUAAACAGAGGAGACCCCCACUUGCAGACAGUGGACGGAGUCAGCUACCCCUUCAUGGGGCUGGGGGUCUACAUGAUGCUCAUCACUGAUGACUCAUCUUCAAUCGGGGGUCAGACUGAACUGCAGGCGAGCAUGCGGAGGGUCGGCAAUGGGACUGUGUUCAGCGGGAUAGCAGUCAAACACGGAAACACUCUCCUAGAAGUCUACGUUGACAAGAUUGCAAAAGUUAAAUUAGUGAUUAACAACUUCGAGAAGACACUGGGAGAAAAUGUCAGGGAAUAUAUCCUGGCCAAUGUUGCAGUGGAAGAGAGAGAUGAUUUGAAAAGCGUUCGUUUUCAGUUUUUGGGGAAUAUGUUGAUUGUGGAAGUGUAUGUAAUUCAGAACUUCCUCAACCUGAAGAUCUCAGUUCCGCCCUCGUUCAAGUUUCAGAUGAGGGGACUCCUGGGAUAUUACGACGGAGACCCAGACAACGAUUUCCAAACCCCUGAAGGCGUGAUUGUGACCAACACUACAGACUACGCGUAUCUUCACGAAGCUUUCGGAACCAGCUGGGUUGUGGAUCCAGAUGAGUGGCUCUUUAAACAGAGAGACAUUGUCUCUUCCAUCGAGAAUGAUAUUGCCGAGGGGUCUCCAUUUGAGCCGAUUUAUGAGCCACUUUUUACGAAUGAGCAGCUGCAACUCGAAGCUAAUGAGGUCUGCAAGGGGGAUUCAGCUUGUCUGCUCGACAUAGCACUGACAGGAAACAUCUCCAUUUCGGAAGCAUUUGUCCAGUUCGAAUCACAAAUCAAUGCUGCCCACUUUUGGAACGAAGUCUUCAGACUAACCGAGAUGAGCUUCUUCAUCAAAACAGCGCAGCCAGCGGACGAAUCCGAUGACCUGACCGAAAAAUGGACAUUUGCUGUGUCUCUGUGUGUCAUGACGCUGUUUCUACUGCUUCUUCUGGUCAUGGUUUUCAGGAAAUGUCUCAAUAAUGGAUGGUUAAUUUUUACAAGAGGAGUCAAGGUCGGCGUUGUGGUUGACCAGAAUCAAGGGGGUGAGGAUCAUUUUCCUCAUCAAGAAAUACGAGCCCUCUUUUGGAUUGACGAAAGAGAUGAAACUCCAUACCUUAGAUGAAAUAAGAGAAUAACUAUCAAAGCUAAGAGAAUAACUAUAUACAUUUCUGAAUCAAACUACAUUUCUCUUUUAAAAAAGCCAAAACCUGAGUUGAUUGAUUCAAUGCAAGUCUUUUGUUAGAAGAAAUUGAGCCGAUUUCUCUCGAUAAUUUUUAGGAAUUAUUUUACUGUAUUAGAAGUUGGAUUGAGUCGCUCAUAAUUC